CACAAACAUCCUUCUGUUCUUUUCUCUUCUCUCUGGGACAGUUGCAGCAGCAGAAAGGCACGCAAGAAGAGCCGUUCAUUGUCCCCUCAACUCAACAACUCACCAACACAACCGCCCAACGUCGGAGGGAGAGACCGACACAACCAACCACACCACCCACACCAACGACCCGACCUCUCCUCUGUCUGUCUGUCUGUCCUCUCUGCCUAUUUCAUCAAGCGAAGGAAGAUCCACACACACACGCCUUGUCACUGGUCACUGGUCAGUCAGCUCUCGGUCACGGCAACCGAGUGUGUGUGUGGACUGUAACUGAGACUUCGGCGAGGGAGGGAAGGGAUGCAGUUCAAGGGCGAGCGGAAGUACACGCCCGUGUCCAUACCAGUGGUCAGUCAGCACAACACACACACGUGCGCAGACCAACGACAUGAAGGCUCGCUCGGGCUGUAAGCCUUUCCCUCUCUGUGUGUGUGUCUUGGCUGUCAGGACAUAGAAUGGCGUAACCUAGUCUAUACGGUCAGGAGCAAAGGUGGCGGCAAGGGCGGCGGCGGCCACCAGGGCUAUAAGAAGAAGAAGGCCGUGGAGACGGAGAUCCUUCACGGCAUCAAUGGCUGCGUCAAGAGCGGCGAGUUCGUCGCCGUCAUGGGGCCUUCUGGCAGCGGCAAGACCAGCCUGCUCAACGCACUCUCCUCGCGCACAUCUGUGGGCGUCAGCGGAGACCUCCUGGUAAUGGGCUUUCACACACUGAUGGAUGGAUGGAUCGAGACAAUGGCCGGGGUGGGUGCUCUGCUGUGUGUGUCGGGCAGAUCAACGGUGAGAAUCGGUCCAAGGCUGCCAAGAGGGUCACUGGCUACGUCAUGCAGCGCGACAUGUACGUGUGUGUGCACACACACACACAGAGAGAGAGAGAGAGAUGAUACCCCUGUCUGUCUCUCACACACGGUGCAGAUUCUUCGAGUACCUGACGGUGUUCGACACGCUGCGGUACACCGCCCUGCUGCGGAUGAGCAAGACGCUGACCAAGGAGGAGAAGAUCUCGAGGGUUCGCUCCGUCAUGGAGCAGCUGGGACUCACCAAAUGCUCGUCAACCAUCAUCGUAAGGACUCACACGCACACACACACUCGCACCUGUGUUGAUGGUGCCAACGGUGUGUGUGUGUGUCCAUCAGGGGAACGCCUUCAACCGUGGGAUAUCUGGCGGGGAGCUGAAGCGGCUCAACAUAGCCAACGAGCUGCUCUUCAACCCCUCACUCCUCAUUCUGGGUGCGCUGCACUGCACCACACUCUCGCACACAGACAGACAGACAGGCAGACAGGCAGACACACAGAUGGGCGUCGAAUAUCUGACUGGUUUGCAGACGAGCCGACGUCUGGCCUGGACAGCAGCAGCGCACUGGCGCUCACGUCGACCCUCAAAGAGAUGGCAGAGAAGGCCAGGAGAACGGUACUCCCAAACCAGACCCACACCAAACACACACAAAGCUGCCACCGCACCGUGUGUGUAUGUAUGUGUGUGUGGUGUGGCUGCAGAUCAUAUGUUCGAUUCACCAGCCGUCGAGUCAGAUAUUUGCCCAGUUCGACCGGCUCAUCCUGAUGAUGGGCGGCCACAUCGUCUACCAGGGCGACGCCCAUGCCGCCUACAGCUACUUCAGCUCAAUCGGUACCCUCCCCCCCCCUCCAGCCCUCCCACGCCCCCACCCCACACACACCGACACACACCCUGUAGCAAACCAAACAACCAAGGCGCUUGUGUGUGUGUGUGUGGAUGAGUGCAGGUCACCAGUGCCCCGUCGGCUUCAACAUGGCCGACUACCUGAUGGACCUGCUCAACGAGCCGCAGCUGCAGGACAAGCUCGUCAAGGCGUACGCGCAGCGCUGCACCGUCGACGACGAGGGCCGCUACAGCAUGACGGGGUGCGUGGCCAUCCUCCCCCCCACCGUCAGCACCACCACCAAGCUCGCCCUCACCCCCACAGCUGCGACAACCGACAAGGGCGCGCUCUCCCCAACGAUGGCAUCUUCUGACAAUGACGCCUCCAAGACCUCACACACAGCAGCAGAGGACGACUCAGACCUCAGCAACAAGGUCAGACAGAGCCCCACCCACCUCCACCAUACCGGACUUUCUCUCUGUCUCUCUCUCUGUCCGUGUGUCAGUCAUCCGAGUCGCCCGACCAGGGUGAGGAGCUGGCGGGAAUGGCUGACCCCGAGCCCGCCUCGCCCGUGCGGCGGCGGAAGUCGUCGCAGCACGAUGUCGAGAGGGGGGACGCCCCCGGGUGCUCAUCGCCGAUUUCGGCAGCGUCGCCCCGCACGACCUACACGCGUCAGAAGAGCGUCAAGGAGCUGGUGGAGGAGACCACACAGACACCGCCGUACUGGGAACUGGUGCGCAUUUCCCCCACCCCCCCUCACAUACACACACAGACAGAGAGACAGAGAGAUGUGUCACCUCUCUCUGCGUGUGUGUCCGUCACGGUCAGUGUGCGGUUUUGUGGCAGCGGGCCCUGAAGACAGGUUCAGGCGGCGUGCUGACCAAGCUCAACCUCUUUCAGUGCGUCGCCGUGGCCACCAUCUGCGGGCUGCUCUGGUGGCAGAACCUCACAAGCUACACAGAGGCCAAGCUGCAGGACCGCCUGGGCAUCCUCUUCUUCAUCAAGUAAUCAAGAGCCCCGACCCCACAGCCCACCCACCACUUGCCCCCUCCCUCUGUGUGUGUGUGUGUGUGUGUGUGUGCAGUAUCUAUCACGGCUUCAUCCCCAUGUUCUCGGCCCUCACGACCUUCCCCCCCGAGCGCUCGGUGGUGGCCAAGGAGCGCGCCGCCAAGAGCUACCCCAUCUCCUCCUACUUCUUGGCUCGGUCCUUCAGCGACCUGCCCAUCCAGCUCGUCUACCCGCUGCUCUUCCUGUGCAUCGUGUACCCCAUGGUGGGGAUGCCGUGGACAGCUGCUGACGUGCUGGUAGGUGGGAUGAGGGUGGGAGAGGAGAGGGCGAGAGGGCGGUUGUUGAUGUGUGGACGGACGUGCUGGCUGGUGUGUGUGUGUGUCGUAGGGGACGGUUUGCACGCUGCUGGCCAAUGUGCUGGUGGCUCACUCUUUUGGGCUGCUGGUGUCGGCUCUCUGCAAGGACUUCCAAACAGGUAUGGUGAUGCGUGUGGCGCAAUCAUUGCUUCCUUCCCUCCUCCUGUAUGUGUGUGUGUGGUGAUUGUUUCCUCACCGUCUGUCUGUCUGUCUGUCUGUCUGUGACACUUACACAGGCGCCAUAUCGAUGAGCAUCCUGAUGCUGCUGUUCAUGCUGUCUGGCGGCUACUACGUCGACAAGAACAACAUCCCCCUCUGGAUCUCAUGGGUCUCGCGCAUCUCAUUCAUCGGUCAGCCACACCUUCCCCCCCUCUCCACCCCUCUCCCCCCAACACCCUCUCUCUCUCUCUCUCUGUCUGUCUGUCUGUCUUUCUCUCUCUGUGUGUGUGUGGCAGACUACACCUUCAACGCCCUUCUCGCGUUGAAUUUGGAGCAUCGGCGGCUGUCGUGCGCCGAGCUGUCUAGCUUUGAGGUGUGUUCGGCGCCUGGCGUGAGUGACUUCAGCGGUCGGGAGGUGAUGGACGUGUUCGGCCUUUACCUGACCUUUGGGGAGUGCAUUGCCGUACUCGCAGGUCAGCCACACACACACACACAGAGAGAGAGAGAGAGAGUCAGAGACACACACAUGGACGGGGCUGUGUGUGUGUGUGUGUAUUGUGUAGGUUUCUUCAUCGUGCUGCGGUUCACCACCUACCUGGUGCUGCGGUUCGGCAAGCUCCUCAAGCUAGAAUGAGAAUGAGACACAGGCGAUCCCACUCCCAGAGAGAGAGAGAGAGAGAGGCCUGUUCUGUGGGUCUGUGCGUAACGCUCUGAGAGCUGGUGGAAGGGGUGCAUAUGUGUGUGAAGGGGACAAGGGGACAACUUCCUGAAGUUGUCGUGUGCCGCCUGUCUGUUGUUUGCCGUCGAGUCCCUCUGCUGACGACCUCCGGCCGGGGCAAAACUCUUGGUCCGAAGGUCUCGCGUAGCGGGAUUCGACGGAGACAACCGACAGAGAGCACGAGACAGAUAGAAUGGUUUCGUGUGCCGGCUGGAUCCGGUCCGUCUGUUUGCUCGUGUGGGGUGCGUGUGUGCGUGUGUCUUCAUCUGCUCAGUGGGCGUGUACCAUGGAGGGAUGGAUGGGGUGCAUCGGGAGGGGCCUUCGUUGUUUGUUUUUUGAGGGGCCGAGGGGUUUCUUUCCUUUUCGUUUUCCUUUCGUUUUGUUUGCCGUCUGUUAACGAACGAAGUGCACAUUGUUUUUCUCUGUGCUGCAUUAUCAUGAUGUGACAAAACCGUACCACACACCAAGUCGAUCUUUUCUUACGGACCUCUUUCCGUGUGCGUCUCGUCCUGUCUCCCUUCUCAUACACAGACAGCCAACACACACAACACAACACAACACAACACCAGACAGACAGCCACAUUUGGCGGCCGGCGGGAUGCAUAUUAGUCAGUCAGUCACUUUGAAAAAAUUCGAUUUGCUUACUGCCUGCCUCUCUGCUGUCCGUCCGUGUGAUACAGGGAGAGAGGGGGGCGAGUGCCGUCCGUUGCUUUGCUUUCAUACCGUUCACACCCACAGCCAUCCAUAAAGUGCACUGCACUCAUCGAGUCUCUCCAUCGCUCUCUGCUCUUUUUGCUUGCGCAGAGGGGGAGGACGGACCGAUGAGAUGAGGGCAGACACACACAGGCAGUGCAGUGGAGUGAAGUGGAAGGGUGCACGGUGCACACGGCUCUCUGCGUGCGUGUGCGUGGGUGCCCUUUUCUAGUGGAUGGAUGGAUGGAUGGGGAUGCACAACACACACAGUUGUGUGUGUGCAGACACGACUUCAUACGGACGGGGGAGCGGACACAGAGAGAGAGCGAGCAUAUAGAGGAGAGGCUGGCCGCACCACACACACACAAAGCGGGUGCAGCAGAGAGAGUCAGUGGUGCGAGGGUCCGAUCCCCAGUAGUAGUAAGAGUGAUUUUUAGUGCCUCCCUCGAUGAUUCAUUAACGCUGCGGCCAGCUGAUGUUUGUGUGCACGUGCGUUGCCUCUGCUGUCUGUCUGUCUGUCUCCCCAUGUGUGAGCGUCCUCGCCUUUAAGCGCCUUCCUUGCUCCUUGUCCAUCAUCUCAUCUAGCCUGACCAUGGGUGUUUUGUUGGUUCUUUUCCCGUCUGGCUGCCUACGUCGUCGUCGUCACGUGUGUGUGCGUGUGUGUGUGUGUGUGUGUGUGUGGGGGGGGGGGGGGGGGGGG
Molecule: messenger RNA, 5283 nt
Organism: Vitrella brassicaformis
Lineage: Eukaryota; Vitrellaceae
Source: the annotation of a GenBank genome assembly